Messenger RNA from Conger conger (European conger), 626 nucleotides. Its product is annotated as sterile alpha motif domain-containing protein 15-like. The record is from RefSeq and is a predicted model, not a curated record. The transcript is spliced from 4 exons. The coding region runs from base 178 to 531 and encodes 117 amino acids. NCBI's taxonomy places the organism in Eukaryota, Metazoa, Chordata, Actinopteri, Anguilliformes, Congridae.
GUUAAACCAUAAUUAUAACUAUUGCGAACCUACCCGUUUUAUAAUAGCGUAUCAUGUUCGUUAACAUAAUUAAUAGUUAAAGUGUAAAAAAACAUGUAUCAUAAUUCUUGCUUUUCACGACAGAAAAAGUGGUUGCUAUGGUAGCAGUCUCUUUGACAACGUGUGUACACAAUCAAGAUGGAUGCUUUCCUGCACUGGAGUUGCAAUGAUGUGGCAAAAUGGGAAUGUUUUACUGAAAACUGCGUUACUGGUAAAAAGCUGAUUUAUGUUAACUGCUGCUAUCUUCCAAGACUCGGAAUCACAGAUUUUGAGGAUAUGAAGGCGAUCUCAGGCCAUGUACGUGAGCUGCUGGGGAUCACAGAGCCAGUGUGGAGCAGGAGUAUAACACUCCCGCCACGGGACCAAAGGGGCUUGUACUUAGAAAAGAAGAGUCGCACAGGCCAGUGGGCCAAUUCCCUCACCUACAGCCAGUUUCUAAAUGAAGGGAACAACUGUCACUCACCUGUUUUAUUUCCAGAUAUAAACAGAUGACCAAAGCAAGAAUAUAGUUACAUAGUGUUACUUGUUUCAAGUGUGUAUCUUUGUGCUUUUUUGUGCCUCUACCUCUAAAAGAGAGAAGAUGACAG